GCCCUUACACCCUUUGUUUACUGCUUACCAACGUGUUCCAGUGUGAUCUUGCAAGAACUGCGAGUCUUCCAUGCGAUAAUCUCCCUCAAAUGCAACAGUAAAGAAACUAAGUUCUCCAUGGAAUCACACCUUCGCUAUGAACCGCAUCAAACCCCACCACAUCUGCACCCUAAGAAUUCAUCUACCCACCAUCUUCUCCCCCAAAUUCACCCACUCCCAAAUCCAUUCUCUAUCCCAAACCCAUCUCUCCCUUCAUCAUACUAAACAAUCCCACGCCUUUGCUCUCCUCCACGCCCAACUCCCCCACAACAUCCCCCUCUGUGCCUCCCUCAUCCUCGGCUACGCCUCCCAUGGGGACCCCGUAUCCUCUCGCCUCCUCUUCCAACAAACUAUGCAUCACCGCACCACUGCAUUCCUCUGGAACACACUCAUCCGGGGUUAUUCCAUUGCUGGGGUCGGUGGUGGGUUGGAGGUUUAUAAUCAAAUGGUUAGAAUUGGUGUCAGGCCGGAUGAUCACACCUUCCCUUUUGUCCUCAAGGCGUGUGCUGAUGCUUUUGAGGUUCGGAAGGGUCGGGAGGUUCAUGGGUCUGUGGUGAAGUUGGGUUUUGAGUCUGAUGUUUUUGUGGGGAAUACCCUUUUGUCGUUUUAUGGGAAUUGUGGGGGUUUGAGAGAUGCGGGGAGGGUGUUUGAUGAAAUGCCUGAAAAGGAUCUCGUGUCGUGGAAUACGAUGAUUGGGGUGUUUUCAGUUAAUGGGUGUUGGGCAGAGGUGCUUGAUUUGUUUGGGGAGAUGAGGUUGAGGUCUGGAUUGAGGCCAAAUGUGGUUAGCGUCGUGAGUGUUUUGCCGGUCUGUGCUGGAGUUGAAGAUGAGGUGACCGCAAGUGAGAUUCAUGGUUAUGUUGUGAAAGUUGGUUUGGAGUUCCAAGUGAUUGUUGGCAAUGCGUUGCUUGAUGUGUAUGGAAAAUGUGGGAAUGUGGCCGCUUUGAAGCAAGUUUUUGGAGAAAUGGUCGAGAAGAACUUGGUUUCUUGGAAUGCAAUUAUUACUAGUUUUGGUUAUAAAGGGCAUUAUAGAGAUGCAUUAGAUAUGUUUAGAUUGAUGAUUGAUGAAGGAUUGAAACCCAACUCUAUCACCAUUUCUAGUUUCUUACCCGUGUUGGUUGAAUUAGAAUUCUUUAAAGCAGGAAGAGAAGUUCAUGGGUCUAGCAUAAGAAUGGGCUUGGAAUCUGAUAUAUUCAUUGCCAACUCACUGAUUGAUAUGUAUGCAAAGUCUGGUCAUUCAACUGAAGCAUCAAAUGUGUUUUAUCAGUUGGAUGCAAAGAAUGUUGUUUCUUGGAAUGCCAUGAUCGCUAAUUUUGCUCAAAACAGGUUUGAGUUAGUGGCUGUAGGACUUGUAAGACAAAUGCCAGACUAUGGUGAACUUCCCAACUCGGUCACCUUUACAAAUGUUCUUCCAGCUUGUGCACGAAUGGGUUUAGUUCGUCCAGGAAAGGAAAUCCAUGCAAGAUCAAUUCACAUGGGAUGUGCAUUUGAUUUAUUUGUCUCCAAUGCUUUGACAGACAUGUAUGCAAAAUCUGGACACCUAAAGCUUGCUCGAAAUGUGUUCGAUACCUCCCUUAGAGAUGAAGUAUCUUACAAUAUACUAAUAGUAGGCUAUUCUCAAACUAGUGAUUGCUCAGAAUCUCUUAGUCUAUUCUCAGAAAUGCAGCUCAUGGGUCUGAAGCAGGACAAUGUUUCUUUUAUGGGAGCUCUCUCGGCUUGUGCAAAUUUAACAGCUAUCAAGCAAGGGAAGGAGAUCCAUGGAUUUUUAUUGAAAAAGCUAUUUCACAUACAUCUCUUUGUUGCUAACUCACUUUUGGAUUUUUAUACCAAAUGUGGAAGGAUCGUCCUUGCUAGGAAUAUCUUUAACAGGAUGACUAACAAGGAUGUAGCCUCAUGGAAUACUAUGAUUCUGGGUUAUGGAAUGCUAGGUGAGCUGGAUACUGCAAUCGAUCUAUUUGAGAACAUGAGGAAAGAUGAUGUCGAAUAUGAUUCAGUUUCUUUUAUUGCUGUUCUGUCAGCUUGUAGCCAUGGUGGGCUACUUGAAAAAGGGAGGAAAUAUUUUGAUGAGUUGAAAGCUCGGGGAAUCGAGCCAACACAAAUGCACUAUGCUUGUAUGGUUGAUCUUCUAGGCCGAGCUGGCCUUAUGGAAGAGGCAGCAGAGCUUAUUAAAGGUUUACCAAUUGUACCAGAUGCCAAUAUUUGGGGUGCUUUGCUAGGAGCAUGCCGAAUCUAUGGAAAUUUAGAGUUGGCCGCUUGGGCAGCUGAGCAUCUAUUUGAACUAAAGCCUGAACACAGUGGAUACUAUACACUUCUUUCAAACAUGUAUGCAGAAACCGGGAGGUGGGAUGAGGCAAAUAGGAUAAGGGAACUCAUGAAAUCAAGGGGCGUGAAGAAGAGUCCCGGGUGCAGUUGGGUUCAGAUCGGUGAACAGGCACAUGCUUUUGUAGUUGGAGAGAAAAUAGAAGGAUUGGAUUUGGGUUUAUGAUGGCAGAAUCUGGUUGAAAUUGGUUAAUCCCAAAGAUGAAAAUAUCGAUAAUCACAAAUAUAUCGAUACGUAGAUUUUACGAAUAUAUAUGAUAUCUCGAGGAUAUAUCGGUGGAUAUUUUAACACAUAAUAUCGAUGGAUCGAAAAUUGAU
This is a messenger RNA of Vitis riparia (riverbank grape), 2673 nucleotides long. RefSeq names its product pentatricopeptide repeat-containing protein At1g18485-like. Gene Ontology annotation, molecular function: RNA binding; protein binding. The coding region runs from base 137 to 2521 and encodes 794 amino acids. The transcript has a single exon. The record is from RefSeq and is a predicted model, not a curated record. Gene Ontology annotation, biological process: RNA modification. NCBI's taxonomy places the organism in Eukaryota, Viridiplantae, Streptophyta, Magnoliopsida, Vitales, Vitaceae. Gene Ontology annotation, cellular component: intracellular membrane-bounded organelle.